Messenger RNA from Homalodisca vitripennis (glassy-winged sharpshooter), 17786 nucleotides. RefSeq lists its product as uncharacterized. The coding region runs from base 12983 to 16408 and encodes 1141 amino acids. The transcript has 4 exons. The record is from RefSeq and is a predicted model, not a curated record. NCBI's taxonomy places the organism in Eukaryota, Metazoa, Arthropoda, Insecta, Hemiptera, Cicadellidae.
AUUGGCUCGUCCGAUGAUGCAAGUUAAACUUGCCUAGUCAUGUGAUAUACUGGUUUGUCUUAUAUAACCACGAGAUGACGUGUUUAUUCCACUAAUCCGAGCGAGGUAUUGUUAGAUGGAAACUGUUCGAAAUUGCUGGAACGUUAUCUGCACUCGUACACCACUGUACACGGCAUUGGCUCGUCCGAUGAUGCAAGUUAAACUUGCCUAGUCAUGUGAUAUACUGGUUUGUCUUAUAUAACCACGAGAUGACGUGUUUAUUCCACUAAUCCGAGCGAGGUAUUGUUAGAUGGAAACUGUUCGAAAUUGCUGGAACGUUAUCUGCACUCGUACACCACUGUACACGGCAUUGGCUCGUCCGAUGAUGCAAGUUAAACUUGCCUUGUCAUGUGAUAUACUGGUAUGUCUUAUAUAACCACGAGAUGACGUGUUUAUUCCACUAAUCCGAGCGAGGUAUUGUUAGAUGGAAACUGUUCGAAAUUGCUGGAACGUUAUCUGCACUCGUACACCACUGUACACGGCAUUGGCUCGUCCGAUGAUGCAAGUUAAACUUGCCUAGUCAUGUGAUAUACUGGUUUGUCUUAUAUAACCACGAGAUGACGUGUUUAUUCCACUAAUCCGAGCGAGGUAUUGUUAGAUGGAAACUGUUCGAAAUUGCUGGAACGUUAUCUGCACUCGUACACCACUGUACACGGCAUUGGCUCGUCCGAUGAUGCAAGUUAAACUUGCCUAGUCAUGUGAUAUACUGGUAUGUCUUAUAUAACCACGAGAUGACGUGUUUAUUCCACUAAUCCGAGCGAGGUAUUGUUAGAUGGAAACUGUUCGAAAUUGCUGGAACGUUAUCUGCACUCGUACACCACUGUACACGGCAUUGGCUCGUCCGAUGAUGCAAGUUAAACUUGCCUUGUCAUGUGAUAUACUGGUAUGUCUUAUAUAACCACGAGAUGACGUGUUUAUUCCACUAAUCCGAGCGAGGUAUUGUUAGAUGGAAACUGUUCGAAAUUGCUGGAACGUUAUCUGCACUCGUACACCACUGUACACGGCAUUGGCUCGUCCGAUGAUGCAAGUUAAACUUGCCUAGUCAUGUGAUAUACUGGUUUGUCUUAUAUAACCACGAGAUGACGUGUUUAUUCCACUAAUCCGAGCGAGGUAUUGUUAGAUGGAAACUGUUCGAAAUUGCUGGAACGUUAUCUGCACUCGUACACCACUGCACACGGCAUUGGCUCGUCCGAUGAUGCAAGUUAAACUUGCCUAGUCAUGUGAUAUACUGGUAUGUCUUAUAUAACCACGAGAUGACGUGUUUAUUCCACUAAUCCGAGCGAGGUAUUGUUAGAUGGAAACUGUUCGAAAUUGCUGGAACGAUAUCUGCACUCGUACACCACUGCACACGGCAUUGGCUCGUCCGAUGAUGCAAGUUAAACUUGCCUAGUCAUGUGAUAUACUGGUUUGUCUUAUAUAACCACGAGAUGACGUGUUUAUUCCACUAAUCCGAGCGAGGUAUUGUUAGAUGGAAACUGUUCGAAAUUGCUGGAACGAUAUCUGCACUCGUACACCACUGCACACGGCAUUGGCUCGUCCGAUGAUGCAAGUUAAACUUGCCUAGUCAUGUGAUAUACUGGUAUGUCUUAUACAACCACGAGAUGACGUGUUUAUUCCACUAAUCCGAGCGAGGUAUUGUUAGAUGGAAACUGUUCGAAAUUGCUGGAACGAUAUCUGCACUCGUACACCACUGCACACGGCAUUGGCUCGUCCGAUUGUCUAACAUCAAUUUCUGCCUUAUUGUAAUAAAUCACUCAUGGCUUUCUUAUGUAGAACUGAGUAGAAAAACUGUACUCAAUAACUGUGUUUUAAAAACUGUGCGAUAUUAAAAAAUGAAUCAUUCAAUACUUAGUUAUAACAGACCUAAACGUAAUAUAAAUUUGAUUAUUGUCACUAUACACGUCCAUAUUUGUAGUACAAUAACAUUUAUAUUUCCUCAUUUCAGUCGAAUUAAUCGUUAUAUUCUUUAUUUCUUACAAUAUAAAUCAAUAUUGUAUAAGUAUUUAGGAUGUUAUAUGUGCUUCUGGCGUUCGGUUCGGAUUCAGUAAACAUUCCUAUCACGUUUACCUUCAUUAACAUUAUUCCACCAAGUGCUAAGUCAGUCGGUAGAUCAGUCACGUGAUACAUAGAGCUUUCCAGUAGAGGAUUACAUGAAACUCUCUCGUGGAGGAUUCAAGAAUGAGAACAAUAGAGGAUGAUUAAACGAAGCAGUGAAUUGUGGGUGGGUGGUAAGAAGGGGAGGUUUUACAGAGCAUGAGCUUGCGGUUUGGCUUCUGUACAAGUACGAAACCGCGUGGAAAAAUCAUUAAUUCUGAGUGUAAAAUCAAUGAUAUAAAACCACUUAAUAAGUCAAGUUACCGUUACAAUCUUUACAAAAUCCUUUUUACUAUUUAAUUACAGCAAAAUUAUCAAGACAUAUUAGCCAUUUCAGUUCCACUAACUUGUGCACUUCGUAGUUUUUGCUUCGUUAAUUAGUCGGACUGCAGAAGAUGUCAGGGUAAAUCCAAAACUGAAAUUACUAGAUGAUGUGCCUUCGUUGCACGUUACAAAAAUAUAACAAUACAUUUCGAAGGUUGGAAAGUAAACUAAACAGUUGAGUUUUGCUUCGUUAAUUAGUCGGACUGCAGAAGAUGUCAGGGUAAAUCCAAAACUGAAAUUACUAGAUGAUGUGCCUUCGUUGCACGUUACAAAAAUAUAACAAUACAUUUCGAAGGUUGGAAAGUAAACUAAACAGUUGAGUUUUGCUUCGUUAAUUAGUCGGACUGCAGAAGAUGUCAGGGUAAAUCCAAAACUGAAAUUACUAGAUGAUGUGCCUUCGUUGCACGUUACAAAAAUAUAACAAUACAUUUCGAAGGUUGGAAAGUAAACUAAACAGUUGAGUUUUGCUUCGUUAAUUAGUCGGACUGCAGAAGAUGUCAGGGUAAAUCCAAAACUGAAAUUACUAGAUGAUGUGCCUUCGUUGCACGUUACAAAAAUAUAACAAUACAUUUCGAAGGUUGGAAAGUAAACUAAACAGUUGAGUUUUGCUUCGUUAAUUAGUCGGACUGCAGAAGAUGUCAGGGUAAAUCCAAAACUGAAAUUACUAGAUGAUGUGCCUUCGUUGCACGUUACAAAAAUAUAACAAUACAUUUCGAAGGUUGGAAAGUAAACUAAACAGUUGAGUUUUGCUUCGUUAAUUAGUCGGACUGCAGAAGAUGUCAGGGUAAAUCCAAAACUGAAAUUACUAGAUGAUGUGCCUUCGUUGCACGUUACAAAAAUAUAACAAUACAUUUCGAAGGUUGGAAAGUAAACUAAACAGUUGAGUUUUGCUUCGUUAAUUAGUCGGACUGCAGAAGAUGUCAGGGUAAAUCCAAAACUGAAAUUACUAGAUGAUGUGCCUUCGUUGCACGUUACAAAAAUAUAACAAUACAUUUCGAAGGUUGGAAAGUAAACUAAACAGUUGAGUUUUGCUUCGUUAAUUAGUCGGACUGCAGAAGAUGUCAGGGUAAAUCCAAAACUGAAAUUACUAGAUGAUGUGCCUUCGUUGCACGUUACAAAAAUAUAACAAUACAUUUCGAAGGUUGGAAUCAGUUUUCUUCUUCACGUACGAAAUGUCUCAUUCUAAAUCACUCUGAAGUAGAUCGUAUGAUUUGUUUCCUGAAGAAUUCAAUUUGGUUUUAUUUCGCUUCCAAACAAACUGAAGGUUUUACCCCAUUUGAAGAGGAACUAGCCUUGAACUUCUUUCGAUAUUGAGUAUCGGUAACCAAUCAAAAAAGGAAUUCCGAAGGCUUCUUUCGAAAAACUUUGAGAUUUAAUGCCAUUAAGGAAUAACGUACUUAUUAAUAUGAUUUUAAACUUAAAGAUCAUAUUAACAAAUUACUAACAAGACUUAUCACUUCCUCAUGUUUGUCAGUUUAUUCAUUCAUCGCCACUUCGCAGCAAGAUUGGGGUGAUAAGAAAAUACGACUGGUAAUUUAAUAAGUCUAGAAAUUGUGUAAUCAAGUUAUUCCUGUUUGUUUUAGCAGUUAUGGUUAGCAAAUGCUUACACAAUAACUAAAAAGAGGUCAAAUUUUAAACACAAGCCUGUACAGUAUAAGUACAGUAACUUUAGUGUACUAUAAAGUACAGUGUUAGUACAAUUGCUGUCAUUACUACGCCUCGUCAGUAGGUGAUAUUGCCUUCCACAAUUACCUGAAGAACAUUAGCAUUCGUGAUAGCUGGUCCGAUAGUGUUAACGAGACAGAUCUGUACAUAAUGUAGGUCUUAUUUGAACACAGUUUAAACACAAGUCUGUACAGUAUAAGUACAGUAACUUUAGUGUACUAUAAAGUACAGUGUUAGUACAAUUGCUGUCAUUACUACGCUUCGUUAGUAGGUGAUAUUGCCUUCCACAAUUACCUGAAGAACAUUAGCAUUCGUGAUAGCUGGUCCGAUAGUGUUAACGAGACAGAUCUGUACAUAAUGUAGGUCUUAUUUGAACACAGUUUAAACACAAGCCUGUACAGUCUAAGUACAGUAACUUUAGUGUACUAUAAAGUACAGUGUUAGUACAAUUGCUGUCAUUACUACGCCUCGUCAGUAGGUGAUAUUGUCUUCCACAAUUACCUGAAGAACAUUAGCAUUCGUGAUAGCUGGUCCGAUAGUGUUAACGAGACAGAUCUGUACAUAAUGUAGGUCUUAUUUGAACACAGUUUAAACACAAGCCUGUACAGUAUAAGUACAGUAACUUUAGUGUACUAUAAAGUACAGUGUUAGUACAAUUGCUGUCAUUACUACGCUUCGUCAGUAGGUGAUAUUGCCUUCCACAAUUACCUGAAGAACAUUAGCAUUCGUGAUAGCUGGUCCGAUAGUGUUAACGAGACAGAUCUGUACAUAAUGUAGGUCUUAUUUGAACACAGUUUAAACACAAGCCUGUACAGUAUAAGUACAGUAACUUUAGUGUACUAUAAAGUACAGUGUUAGUACAAUUGCUGUCAUUACUACGCUUCGUCAGUAGGUGAUAUUGCCUUCCACAAUUACCUGAAGAACAUUAGCAUUCGUGAUAGCUGGUCCGAUAGUGUUAACGAGACAGAUCUGUACAUAAUGUAGGUCUUAUUUGAACACAGUUUAAACACAAGCCUGUACAGUAUAAGUACAGUAACUUUAGUGUACUAUAAAGUACAGUGUUAGUACAAUUGCUGUCAUUACUACGCUUCGUCAGUAGGUGAUAUUGCCUUCCACAAUUACCUGAAGAACAUUAGCAUUCGUGAUAGCUGGUCCGAUAGUGUUAACGAGACAGAUCUGUACAUAAUGUAGGUCUUAUUUGAACACAGUUUAAACACAAGUCUGUACAGUAUAAGUACAGUAACUUUAGUGUACUAUAAAGUACAGUGUUAGUACAAUUGCUGUCAUUACUACGCUUCGUCAGUAGGUGAUAUUGCCUUCCACAAUUACCUGAAGAACAUUAGCAUUCGUGAUAGCUGGUCCGAUAGUGUUAACGAGACAGAUCUGUACAUAAUGUAGGUCUUAUUUGAACACAGUUUAAACACAAGCCUGUACAGUAUAAGUACAGUAACUUUAGUGUACUAUAAAGUACAGUGUUAGUACAAUUGCUGUCAUUACUACGCUUCGUCAGUAGGUGAUAUUGCCUUCCACAAUUACCUGAAGAACAUUAGCAUUCGUGAUAGCUGGUCCGAUAGUGUUAACGAGACAGAUCUGUACAUAAUGUAGGUCUUAUUUGAACACAGUUUAAACACAAGCCUGUACAGUAUAAGUACAGUAACUUUAGUGUACUAUAAAGUACAGUGUUAGUACAAUUGCUGUCAUUACUACGCUUCGUCAGUAGGUGAUAUUGCCUUCCACAAUUACCUGAAGAACAUUAGCAUUCGUGAUAGCUGGUCCGAUAGUGUUAACGAGACAGAUCUGUACAUAAUGUAGGUCUUAUUUGAACACAGUUUAAACACAAGUCUGUACAGUAUAAGUACAGUAACUUUAGUGUACUAUAAAGUACAGUGUUAGUACAAUUGCUGUCAUUACUACGCUUCGUCAGUAGGUGAUAUUGCCUUCCACAAUUACCUGAAGAACAUUAGCAUUCGUGAUAGCUGGUCCGAUAGUGUUAACGAGACAGAUCUGUACAUAAUGUAGGUCUUAUUUGAACACAGUUUAAACACAAGUCUGUACAGUAUAAGUACAGUAACUUUAGUGUACUAUAAAGUACAGUGUUAGUACAAUUGCUGUCAUUACUACGCUUCGUCAGUAGGUGAUAUUGCCUUCCACAAUUACCUGAAGAACAUUAGCAUUCGUGAUAGCUGGUCCGAUAGUGUUAACGAGACAGAUCUGUACAUAAUGUAGGUCUUAUUUGAACACAGUUUAAACACAAGCCUGUACAGUAUAAGUACAGUAACUUUAGUGUACUAUAAAGUACAGUGUUAGUACAAUUGCUGUCAUUACUACGCUUCGUCAGUAGGUGAUAUUGCCUUCCACAAUUACCUGAAGAACAUUAGCAUUCGUGAUAGCUGGUCCGAUAGUGUUAACGAGACAGAUCUGUACAUAAUGUAGGUCUUAUUUGAACACAGUUUAAACACAAGCCUGUACAGUAUAAGUACAGUAACUUUAGUGUACUAUAAAGUACAGUGUUAGUACAAUUGCUGUCAUUACUACGCUUCGUCAGUAGGUGAUAUUGCCUUCCACAAUUACCUGAAGAACAUUAGCAUUCGUGAUAGCUGGUCCGAUAGUGUUAACGAGACAGAUCUGUACAUAAUGUAGGUCUUAUUUGAACACAGUUUAAACACAAGCCUGUACAGUAUAAGUACAGUAACUUUAGUGUACUAUAAAGUACAGUGUUAGUACAAUUGCUGUCAUUACUACGCUUCGUCAGUAGGUGAUAUUGCCUUCCACAAUUACCUGAAGAACAUUAGCAUUCGUGAUAGCUGGUCCGAUAGUGUUAACGAGACAGAUCUGUACAUAAUGUAGGUCUUAUUUGAACACAGUUUAAACACAAGCCUGUACAGUAUAAGUACAGUAACUUUAGUGUACUAUAAAGUACAGUGUUAGUACAAUUGCUGUCAUUACUACGCUUCGUCAGUAGGUGAUAUUGCCUUCCACAAUUACCUGAAGAACAUUAGCAUUCGUGAUAGCUGGUCCGAUAGUGUUAACGAGACAGAUCUGUACAUAAUGUAGGUCUUAUUUGAACACAGUUUAAACACAAGCCUGUACAGUAUAAGUACAGUAACUUUAGUGUACUAUAAAGUACAGUGUUAGUACAAUUGCUGUCAUUACUACGCUUCGUCAGUAGGUGAUAUUGCCUUCCACAAUUACCUGAAGAACAUUAGCAUUCGUGAUAGCUGGUCCGAUAGUGUUAACGAGACAGAUCUGUACAUAAUGUAGGUCUUAUUUGAACACAGUUUAAACACAAGCCUGUACAGUAUAAGUACAGUAACUUUAGUGUACUAUAAAGUACAGUGUUAGUACAAUUGCUGUCAUUACUACGCUUCGUCAGUAGGUGAUAUUGUCUUCCACAAUUACCUGAAGAACAUUAGCAUUCGUGAUAGCUGGUCCGAUAGUGUUAACGAGACAGAUCUGUACAUAAUGUAGGUCUUAUUAGAACACAAAUCAUGAUUGUGUACAUUAUAAAUAGUAAAUAAAGACCGGCGAGUAUGUCAAUAGACAGAAAUAGGGUUUGAGCAAAGUUUUGCUCGGCAACCGAUUAUAGGGGACACUCUCCUGUGGACCUCGAAAACAACCAUGGUUCUUACAGCGAUCUCUGUAUACCAUGUUUUGAGGACACCACUUCGAGGGCACGCAGUUUUAUUAAUAUCUUGCAGUGUUUCACGUCUGUGAAAACGAGUAAGCCUGAUACUUUUGUCCGAAUGGAUGGAUUUAAAUGAGAUCAAGAGUUUAGUAGAGUUUACCAAUGCUAUUAAUUCAUUGGAAACGUACAUCAAAAAGUCUUGUAUAGUUUUCUCCACAUUCUCUUUUAUUACCUUCCCCUCGAGCCUACUCAUAGCGGAAUUGUAUUAUCAUCGUUUAGUGGAAUAGAUGUCAUCAUGUGCUUGAGUUACCCUUGCGAAAACUCAAUGUUCUGUUAGACCAAAGUCUUAAAUAUGGCUCAUUACUACCUCAUCCAUGCACAUUUAGCGUAUGGAAUAAGAUUCUGGGGGGAGGUUGUUUCAAAAAAUUGAGAGUUUUCCAUCUCACUGACAGAGUAAUUGAAAUUUUGAACUAUAGGGAGCUGUGCAAGGAAUAUCUUAAGAUUGUGAAAGAAACAGGAUUUUUCCGGACAUUUGCCAUCGUUCAGUGAAACAAGAAUCCUUAGGAUUGUUGAUUGCCGACUUGGCCUUGCCUUUAUAUUUCUGAGGUGAUCAUGUACUGCGUGUCCAAGUGUACCGUGGUUCGUCGCGGGGACGUACAAAGACUCACACCUCCCGCAACAAGUUUUUGUCAAACUCUCUGAAAGCGUAAAAUGUCCAACAACAACCGAAUCGAUUUAAAAUACGUCUCAAAUGUCUUUUGGGGUUUAAAGCGUUUUAUUCUGUUGAAUAAUUCAUGAUGAGCCUUUCGGGAAUACAUAAAUCAAGAAAAAACUCUGGAUCUGAUGUAAGAAUGGAUUUGUUUGUAUACAUUUAUAAAAUGUGUGUCUGACUGCUGGAAAACGUGGAUUUUACAAUAUUUGUACAAGUUAACGAUUACGAUACAAUUUCAGGUAUUGUUUAAUGCAAUAAAGAGAUUAUGAUUAGUUAAGGCCAAAAACUAAGAAAUAUUGUUGACAUCUCAAACAUAAAAGAUGAAAGACGUCUACAUGUUUUAGACUUUUGUAUGGUGAUGUCAGAGUGACCAGCCAGUGGAACUGUACUGUACUGGUUACACAACAGUAGAUUUAUCGCCCCAAGGUCACCCGGAGGUCAACACUGAUAGCUCUCGCCUGGCUGGCGUUGUUGUUAUUGAGAGACAAGGAACACGACUGGCGGUGGCGGUACAGAGUAGCGUACUGUGGACCAGCCACUCACUGUUUAAUAACCUAAUCUGUACCGGCACUCACUCUCGGUGUCCGGAAACGUUGUUGGGACCAGUGGAACUGUACUGUACUGGUUACACAACAGUAGAUUUAUCGCCCCAAGGUCACCCGGAGGUCAACACUGAUAGCUCUCGCCUGGCUGGCGUUGUUGUUAUUGAGAGACAAGGAACACGACUGGCGGUGGCGGUACAGAGUAGCUUACUGUGGACCAGCCACUCACUGUUUAAUAACCUAAUCUGUACCGGCACUCACUCUCGGUGUCCGGAAACGUUCUUGGGAUCAGUGGAACUGUACUGUACUGGUUACACAACAGUAGAUUUAUCGCCCCAAGGUCACCCGGAGGUCAACACUGAUAGCUCUCGCCUGGCUGGCGUUGUUGUUAUUGAGAGACAAGGAACACGACUGGCGGUGGCGGUACAGAGUAGCUUACUGUGGACCAGCCACUCACUGUUUAAUAACCUAGUCUGUACCGGCACUCACUCUCGGUGUCCGGAAACGUUCUUGGGACUCUGCCACUUCACCCCCCCCCACCCACGUCUCCUCCACGAUUAAAAUAUUCCCGUUCUCCGCCAAACAGCGUGUUGAAUGCCUAGAUUUAUAUUCUAGAAUGGCCACCUCUGUAGUUAAAACUUUAUUUUGAUAAUGUACAAUCGUCGUUAAAUACUUCUUUUUGGCUUGAUUGAUAAGUUGCAUAAUUGUGAUUACUUUUAAGUUUUGAUACUCUAAUACUUAAUUUGAAGCAUCAACCAGAUCGGGGAAAGUCGUUCAUUAAAUCAUGAAGAGAAAUUGUCACAUUACGAAUCCAAGGGUAAGCCUCAUCUGUUUGUAGUGUUCAGAUUACUCUACAUUUGGUUACACGGGUGUCUUGUAAAAGAGACGUUUUGUAGAGCAAAAUUUGCUAGUAACUAAAAAUCAGUAUAUCUUUACCGUACAUGUGUUAAAAGUUACAUUUCAGAUAUUGUAAUGUAAUGAAAAAGUGAAAUAUACGUAGUUGGAAACACUUUAGGCAGAAAGGAAGGAUAUUAAAGAAGGAUUCCCCAUUUCUGUAGAAUAUUUCGUUUAGCGUGUUGAAAAUGUCAUUUCUAGCUAUGAAUUAGAUUCUUUAUACAGUUUUCGUAAGUGCGUCUGAAGUUACAGAUUAGUGUAGUGUGUUUCAAUGGCAAAGUUGUCUGUGAUGACUUGUGGGACACCCCUUACUCUAAGAAAGUUGAUUUUGCUGGCACGAUUAAUGGUUUCAUAUUUUCCUGGGCUUUUUAAAUAUGUCAAUCUUCCUUCCCUGACUCACAUGGUACCUUGUUGCACAUAUUAUUUCUUGAUUCAAAAUGUUUUAGAUGGUUCUGGCUUCCGAUUCACGCCAUUCAUUCUUCAGCAAAUAGUGUGCUUGCAUUGAUUAAAUCAAAUAUAUGAUCACUAUAAUGUGCCUUGAGAUUGUCUGUAUAGUGCGGUAUACUCGUAUUGCUAAGUUUUCAUCUGUGAUUCUUCAUACUCCGAAAACGUGUAUUUUUCAUAGAGAAAUUCGUUUAAAUUCUCUUUGAGGGAGUUUUUGAUGUAACAUUUUCUACCUAUAUUAUUAUUUGCUAUAUUCAAAGACACGCCAGCUGAUUGUUGUUUGUUAGGAGUUCAGUGCCGUUAGUAUGCAUCACUGCAGAGGCUUUUUUUAGAAAAGUAAUUUAUUCAAUCACGAAGAAAAAUAUGACAGUACGAAUCGUAAAGGCACUCUUCUUACUUUCGUUGUUCAGACUAGUACAUAGUAGGAAGUAAAGUCUACUAGAUAAUUCUUUUGGGAAUUAUGUUCCACGUUGUCGACAGUGUAUAACUGAUACAUGAUGAUAGUUUUUAUUUGAUGAACUACACACUUUAUCAGAUUGAUGACAUUUAUAUAUGAAAGUCACAUCUAUCUGCUCAAUGGAUUUGUGACUUGUGUAUUGAUAAACUACACACUUUAUCAGAUUGAUGACAUUUAUAUAUGAAAGUCACAUUAUCUGCUCAAUGGAUUUGUGACUUGUGUAUUGAUAAACUACACACUUUAUCAGAUUGAUGACAUUAAUAUAUGAAAGUCACAUUUAUCUGCUCAAUGGAUUUGUGACUUGUGUAUUGAUAAACUACACACUUUAUCAGAUUGAUGACAUUUAUAUAUGAAAGUUACAUUAUCUGCUCAAUGGAUUUGUGACUUGUGUAUUGAUAAACUACACACUUUAUCAGAUUGAUGACAUUUAUAUAUGAAAGUCACAUCUAUCUGCUCAAUGGAUUUGUGACUUGUGUAUUGAUAAACUACACACUUUAUCAGAUUGAUGACAUUUAUAUAUGAAAGUCACAUUAUCUGCUCAAUGGAUUUGUGACUUGUGUAUUUGAUUAUUCAAUUAUGACACAUUUUGUAAAAUAUGGAAGUCAGUGCAUUUUGAAAUUGGUUUAAAUUAUAUUGUUUGCAAUAAAGCAUUUCACUAUCCCAUGUACAUUACAGGCAUUUCGGAGUCUAUAAUCAUCACUUUCUUGUGACAUAUAGUGUGAGUAUAGUAAUGGAAAUAGCAACAGCGAACGUUUCAUUUCUUAUAAACUCUAUAAGACAAGAACGCAUAAAACGAUGUUAUCGCCAUGUCAUAUCAGUGGGUAUCAUUGACAAUGUGAUCGGCAGUAAACCUUUAUCGCGGGCGUCGGCGGUGAAUAGGUUCAGUUAUAAAUACAAUUAUUCUUCUUUUAAACAACUACAAAUCUAUUUUCAUGGUUUGAAAAGAUAUGCCGUAAAUUAACGUACGGAGAGUUUGCGCAACCUUUUUAUGGAUUUGGAAAUCUUGAUAUAUCUUUUGUAAAGAAAAACUUCCUUCUGUGACAUUAAUGUAACUGUAACAAAUGAAACGUUAAGAUAGUCACAUGGGUACUGUAUACUAUGUACUAUACAUAAUAUGGGAUCUCUUCAGACGAACAUUUAGACAUUACAAGGAUGAUUUAUAUGUCUAUUUAUUACCUUACCCACAGUAUUUCGUGCAGCCACAGUGUCAUUGUCUUGUAUUUUUAGUUGCUUUGUUUACAUAAAUAAAUUUAAAUAUAAAUCGACAUCAGAUUUUACUAAUUUCUUAAUGUUGACAAAUAUUAAAUUAAAAUUUUCAAAUGAGACGAAUCAUUGAUGUUAGUCAGGACAUAGGUGUGUGCUUUCAUAUGAGGGAAACGUUUUCAUACUUAUUCCUAAGUAAAUUAGUUAUUUCGCCAGUGUCACUUGACGCCAGUCACUGCUUAUUUGAGUGAGUGAAUUAUAAAGGCGAAAAUUCCUCGGUUUGUUUGGCCUAAAUGAAACCAUUUCAGUGGAAACAAACAGAUUUUAUCUUACGUAUAAAUGAGUAAAUUAAAAAUAAUGUAAACUUGCGAAUAAUGCAGGUACGGCCUAUCUGGUACUUAGGUUACACUCACUACUUUCGCAAUCUGUGGGAGGGACUGUGUAAUGUAAACUUCCGAAUAAUGCAGGUACGGCCUAUCUGGUACUUAGGUUACACUCACUACUUUCGCAAUCUAUGGGAGGGACUGUGUAAUGUAAACUUGCGAAUAAUGCAGGUACGGCCUAUCUGGUACUUAGGUUACACUCACUACUUUCGCAAUCUGUGGGAGGGACUUUGUAAUGUAAACUUGCGAAUAAUGCAGGUACGGCCUAUCUGGAACUUAGGUUACACUCACUACUUUCGCAAUCUGUGGGAGGGACUGUGUAAUGUAAACUUGCGAAUAAUGCAGGUACGGUCUAUCUGGUACUUAGGUUACACUCACUACUUUCGCAAUCUGUGGGAGGGACUGUGUAAUGUAAACUUGCGAAUAAUGCAGGUACGGCCUAUCUGGUACUUAGGUUACACUCACUACUUUCGCAAUCUGUGGGAGGGACUGUGUAAUGUAAACUUCCGAAUAAUGUAGGUACGGCCUAUCUGGUACUUAGGUUACACUCACUACUUUCGCAAUCUGUGGGAGGGACUGUGUAAUGUAAACUUGCGAAUAAUGCAGGUACGGCCUAUCUGGUACUUAGGUUACACUCACUACUUUCGCAAUCUGUGGGAGGGACUUUGUAAUGUAAACUUGCGAAUAAUGCAGGUACGGCCUAUCUGGAACUUAGGUUACACUCACUACUUUCGCAAUCUGUGGGAGGGACUGUGUAAUGUAAACUUGCGAAUAAUGCAGGUACGGCCUAUCUGGUACUUAGGUUACACUCACUACUUUCGCAAUCUGUGGGAGGGACUGUGUAAUGUAAACUUCCGAAUAAUGCAGGUACGGCCUAUCUGGUACUUAGGUUACACUCACUACUUUCGCAAUCUGUGGGAGGGACUGUGUAAUGUAAACUUGCGAAUAAUGCAGGUACGGUCUAUCUGGUACUUAGGUUACACUCACUACUUUCGCAAUCUGUGGGAGGGACUGUGUAAUGUAAACUUGCGAAUAAUGCAGGUACGGCCUAUCUGGUACUUAGGUUACACUCACUACUUUCGCAAUCUGUGGGAGGGACUGUGUAAUGUAAACUUCCGAAUAAUGCAGGUACGGCCUAUCUGGUACUUAGGUUACACUCACUACUUUCGCAAUCUGUGGGAGGGACUGUGUAAUGUAAACUUGCGAAUAAUGCAGGUACGGCCUAUCUGGUACUUAGGUUACACUCACUACUUUCGCAAUCUGUGGGAGGGACUUUGUAAUGUAAACUUGCGAAUAAUGCAGGUACGGCCUAUCUGGAACUUAGGUUACACUCACUACUUUCGCAAUCUGUGGGAGGGACUGUGUAAUGUAAACUUCCGAAUAAUGCAGGUACGGCCUAUCUGGAACUUAGGUUACACUCACUACUUUCGCAAUCUGUGGGAGGGACUGUGUAAUGUAAACUUCCGAAUAAUGCAGGUACGGCCUAUCUGGUACUUAGGUUACACUCACUACUUUCGCAAUCUGUGGGAGGGACUGUGUAAUGUAAACUUGCGAAUAAUGCAGGUACGGCCUAUCUGGUACUUAGGUUACACUCACUACUUUCGCAAUCUGUGGGAGGGACUGUGUAAUGUAAACUUCCGAAUAAUGCAGGUACGGCCUAUCUGGUACUUAGGUUACACUCACUACUUUCGCAAUCUGUGGGAGGGACUGUGUAAUGUAAACUUCCGAAUAAUGCAGGUACGGCCUAUCUGGUACUUAGGUUACACUCACUACUUUCUCAAUCUGUGGGAGGGACUGUGUAAUGUAAACUUGCGAAUAAUGCAGGUACAGCCAAUCUGUUACUUAGGUUACACUCACUACUUUCUCAAUCUGUGGGAGGGACUGUGUAAUGUAAACUUGCGAAUAAUGCAGGUACGGCCUAUCUGGUACUUAGGUUACACUCACUACUUUCUCAAUCUGUGGGAGGGACUGUGUAAUGUAAACUUCCGAAUAAUGCAGGUACGGCCUAUCUGGUACUUAGGUUACACUCACUACUUUCGCAAUCUGUGGGAGGGACUGUGUAAUGUAAACUUCCGAAUAAUGCAGGUACGGCCUAUCUGGUACUUAGGUUACACUCACUACUUUCGCAAUCUGUGGGAGGGACUGUGUAAUGUAAACUUCCGAAUAAUGCAGGUACGGCCUAUCUGGUACUUAGGUUACACUCACUACUUUCGCAAUCUGUGGGAGGGACUGUGUAAUGUAAACUUCCGAAUAAUGCAGGUACGGCCUAUCUGGUACUUAGGUUACACUCACUACUUUCGCAAUCUGUGGGAGGGACUGUGUAAUGUAAACUUGCGAAUAAUGCAGGUACGGCCUAUCUGGUACUUAGGUUACACUCACUACUUUCGCAAUCUGUGGGAGGGACUGUGUAAUGUAAACUUCCGAAUAAUGCAGGUACGGCCUAUCUGGUACUUAGGUUACACUCACUACUUUCGCAAUCUGUGGGAGGGACUGUGUAAUGUAAACUUGCGAAUAAUGCAGGUACGGCCUAUCUGGUACUUAGGUUACACUCACUACUUUCGCAAUCUGUGGGAGGGACUGUGUAAUGUAAACUUCCGAAUAAUGCAGGUACGGCCUAUCUGGUACUUAGGUUACACUCACUACUUUCGCAAUCUGUGGGAGGGACUGUGUAAUGUAAACUUCCGAAUAAUGCAGGUACGGCCUAUCUGGUACUUAGGUUACACUCACUACUUUCGCAAUCUGUGGGAGGGACUGUGUAAUGUAAACUUGCGAAUAAUGCAGGUACGGCCUAUCUGGUACUUAGGUUACACUCACUACUUUCGCAAUCUGUGGGAGGGACUGUGUAAUGUAAACUUCCGAAUAAUGCAGGUACGGCCUAUCUGGUACUUAGGUUACACUCACUACUUUCGCAAUCUGUGGGAGGGACUGUGUAAUGUAAACUUCCGAAUAAUGCAGGUACGGCCUAUCUGGUACUUAGGUUACACUCACUACUUUCUCAAUCUGUGGGAGGGACUGUGUAAUGUAAACUUGCGAAUAAUGCAGGUACAGCCAAUCUGGUACUUAGGUUACACUCACUACUUUCGCAAUCUGUGGGAGGGACUGUGUAAUGUAAACUUCCAUAUAAUGCAGGUACGGCCUAUCUGGUACUUAGGUUACACUCACUACUUUCGCAAUCUGUGGGAGGGACUGUGUAAUGUAAACUUCCGAAUAAUGCAGGUACGGCCUAUCUGGUACUUAGGUUACACUCACUACUUUCGCAAUCUGUGGGAGGGACUGUGUAAUGUAAACUUCCGAAUAAUGCAGGUACGGCCUAUCUGGUACUUAGGUUACACUCACUACUUUCUCAAUCUGUGGGAGGGACUGUGUAAUGUAAACUUGCGAAUAAUGCAGGUACGGCCUAUCUGGUACUUAGGUUACACUCACUACUUUCUCAAUCUGUGGGAGGGACUGUGUAAUGUAAACUUCCGAAUAAUGCAGGUACGGCCUAUCUGGUACUUAGGUUACACUCACUACUUUCGCAAUCUGUGGGAGGGACUGUGUAAUGUAAACUUCCGAAUAAUGCAGGUACGGCCUAUCUGGUACUUAGGUUACACUCACUACUUUCGCAAUCUGUGGGAGGGACUGUGUAAUGUAAACUUGCGAAUAAUGCAGGUACGGCCUAUCUGGUACUUAGGUUACACUCACUACUUUCGCAAUCUGUGGGAGGGACUGUGUAAUGUAAACUUGCGAAUAAUGCAGGUACGGCCUAUCUGGUACUUAGGUUACACUCACUACUUUCGCAAUCUGUGGGAGGGACUGUGUAAUGUAAACUUCCGAAUAAUGCAGGUACGGCCUAUCUGGUACUUAGGUUACACUCACUACUUUCGCAAUCUGUGGGAGGGACUGUGUAAUGUAAACUUCCGAAUAAUGCAGGUACGGCCUAUCUGGUACUUAGGUUACACUCACUACUUUCGCAAUCUGUGGGAGGGACUGUGUAAUGUAAACUUCCGAAUAAUGCAGGUAGCCUACGGCCUAUCUGGUACUUAGGUUACACUCACUACUUUCGCAAUCGGUGGGAGGGACUGUGUUAAUGUUUAUGUUGUGGAUUUGCGUGAUAAACGUUGUCUCUAAGACGUCAUAAGCUGUUUGUUUUACACGAGAUACGCAUAUCAUAGACGUACAACAACGUACAAGAAUUACAGGAAGAAGUAGACAAAUAUAGAGAGUCGUUACAACAAAAGGGUAGUGCAGCCAUCAUGCCUAACCUUCACCAGCACCACUGUACAGUGCGGUAGCGAAGCGUGACCAGUCACAAAAUACCACGAGUAGAAGCUGAAUAUGAGUAAAGUGUGUACGCUUAGGUGGGCAGGGGAGAAACGCUUAACGCUUAAACAUAGAGUAAGUAAUGAACACAUCAAAAAGAGACUUUAAAGGUCUACCCAUAGCUGACAAAAUAUCAAAAGCAAGGCCCAACUGGUACGGACACAUAAUGGAAAGUCCCGGUGAUGGAAAGUCACUCCCCAUCGCUACAAAAAAUAGGGAAGGGUAGACCUCAAACCUCCUGGAAGACAAGAGUCCAAAAAGAGACGGAAAGACUCGGCCUCACACCUGAGCCAGCGAAUGAGGAAGACGAUCUCUUGUGAACGGGAUAAGGUGAGCUUAAGGAAGAUAACAAGAUCGUUAAAUGAAAAAUAACAUGCUUGAUGUUUUAAUGAAUGGUUGUAGAGAUAUUCUGACCAAGGUAUAAUAUGAAAAACAGGGAAUUCAAUUAUUCAGAAAAAACUGUGUAUACAAUUCACUCCUCUAAAAGCAAAAUGUUCAGUUCAUGAUGCUAUGGACAGAAUGUUUAUCCCAAUAUUUGGUGGGCGCCAAGAGCUUGUUGUCUAUCGUGCAGACUCGACAAAUCGAUGAGCUGUCCGUGUCUGCUGACGGUGUACGUGGCUCGGUGGCUCACUGCAGCACAAUCGAUCGUUAAUCGAUAAUCGGAUGUCAGUAGAUGAUAAUAAUAACUGUACAUGAUUUGUUCAUUAAUAAUCGGUACUUAUACAAGGAUAUAACUUGGAGAAUUCAACUGAUUGGUCACAAUAACUUCAUUAAAACAUCUUUGAAGGUAGGAGUCAAGGAACAAGAUGACGAAAUCUUACUUUUAAGGCAUACUGGAGCAAAUGAAAUGUAGAUAAUACAGGAAGAUGAAGCUUUACUGCGUGUCUACAUGACAUGACGCAGCAUUUAGACAAUGGUGAUGAGUUUCCGAUGGCAAUAUCCAAAUACAGUCGAUUUAUCACGGGAAAAUAAAAUAAACUAUAACGUUGUACUACGUGCUUAAGUCUACAUUUAAUGUGUUCUGUGGGAGUAAAUUAGCUUUAUAUUAUCGGAAAACAAUGUGGAGCGAUUUUUUUCCGUAAAAAUGAACAAAACCAAUUUU